AUGGCGUCUUCCAAGGAUCAGAAGAAAGGUGUCGCUAAGACAUCCAAGGGCUCCAAGAAGGCCGCUUCGGCUGCCAAGGCUGUCCUCAAGGGAGUUCACUCUCACCAGAAGAGCAAGGCGCGGUACACCACCUCCUUCCACCGCCCUAAGACCCUCAAGCUCGCCCGCGCUCCCAAGUACCCCCGCAAGUCGAUCCCCCACGAGACCCGCCUCGAUGAGCACAGGGUUAUCGUCCACCCUCUCAACACCGAGAGCGCCAUGAAGAAGAUUGAGGAGAACAACACCCUCGUCUUCAUCGUCGACGUCAAGGCCAACAAGUCCCAGAUCAAACUCGCCCUCAAGAAGCUCUACGAUAUCGACACCAUCAAGAUCAACACCCUCAUCAGGCCCGAUGGUUCCAAGAAGGCGUACGCUCGGCUUACCCGCGACGUCGAUGCUCUUGACAUCGCCGCCAACAAGCUCGGUCUUGUAUAA
Messenger RNA from Scedosporium apiospermum, 474 nucleotides. RefSeq lists its product as uncharacterized. Gene Ontology annotation, molecular function: structural constituent of ribosome. Gene Ontology annotation, cellular component: ribosome; cytosolic large ribosomal subunit. The record is from RefSeq and is a predicted model, not a curated record. The transcript is spliced from 4 exons. Gene Ontology annotation, biological process: translation; ribosomal large subunit assembly. Bases 1 to 474 code for a protein of 157 amino acids. NCBI's taxonomy places the organism in Eukaryota, Fungi, Ascomycota, Sordariomycetes, Microascales, Microascaceae.